Molecule: messenger RNA, 177 nt
Organism: Entrophospora candida
Lineage: Eukaryota; Fungi; Glomeromycota; Glomeromycetes; Entrophosporales; Entrophosporaceae
Source: the annotation of a GenBank genome assembly
AUGCCUAUGAUAGAUUGCAAUGUUGAAUUAAAAGUUCCUGAUGCUCCACAACCUGAUCAACAUAUUGUAUUAAAAACGUGGCAUAAACAAUGGCAAUUUCCAAGAGCUUUUACACCUCAACAAAAAGAAAUAAUAACAGAAAUCACUAAAGGUACUGCAACUUCAAAAAGAUUCUGA